AUGGAAGAAUUGAAAAACUUCUCUAUUGAAAUUAAUGAAAAUCGUAUCGAUUUCCGAGUUACCGAUGAUCAGUUCACAUGUCUAGCCAAUGAUGAUGAAUAUCUUCUGGAGUAUAUAACAGAAGCUAUUGAAAAAGGAAAAAUACCAAACGUCAGGAGUAUUGAUGAUAUAACAAUAAAAAGAUUGAACCAUAGACAAAUUGAAGGAGACACAUCUGAAAGAGCUAGUGGAAAUGAAAAUUCAUUAGAAGAAAUGUUGAUAACACUUGUUUCACAAAACCCUCCACUGUAUGACUGUACUCUCCCUUUGAAAAAUAGGUCUUUGAAUAUCAGAAAUGAUAUAUGGUCAAGUCUUGUGGAGUUAUUACAGGAAGCUGGUUUUAGUGUGAAUGUUGAGGCAGUGAAGAAUAAAUGGAAAUACCUGAGAGACCAUUUCCUGAAACUUAGAGCAAUAGUUGAAAAACAUGUCCCUACUGGUAGUGCAGCUAGCUGUAUUGUCAAGCGGGAUAUUGAAAAAGCUAAAGCAUGGAAAUACUUCAACAGCAUGCAAUUUUUGAAAGAUUCUUCGGAAAAAAGAGCUACCACUUCUAGUUUGAAUAUUGCUCCAACUGUGGAUAAGGAGAACACUGUUGAGGAGAUUGAUAGAGCAACUUCCAGCUCAAAAAGGCGUAAAAAAGAAGAUGAGGCUUUCUUGAAUAAAUUACAAGAAAUCACUAACGUUCCACUUCCAGAAAUUCCCAAGAUGGAUGAAGUUGACAAUUUUUGCCAACAUUUAGCUGCUGGUUUGAGGCGAUUACCAAUACAGUCUAGAUAUAAAGUUGAAAUAGAAUUUUUAAGAAUUUUGGGGGAUGCUCAUGUUUUGAAUGAUGUGUAAUAUACAUUAAUCAAUGUUGUGUUUAGUUAAAAUUUUCGAAUAACUUUUUCAGUUGACUGAUGAAUUUUGUAAUAUUUGAUGUCUCAUAAGUUUUUC
Phaedon cochleariae (mustard beetle) is the source of this 969-nucleotide messenger RNA. Lineage: Eukaryota; Metazoa; Arthropoda; Insecta; Coleoptera; Chrysomelidae. The record is from the annotation of a GenBank genome assembly.